CAGCCCCAGAGCCAUCCGCCUCGCGUUCGUAUAGGGCUCCAACGCGCGGGGAUCAGGGGCUCUGCGCGUCGGGGUUCCGUAGCCGGAGACCAGCACAGUAGGGACAGUGAAAACGAGCGUGAGGUGGGCAAAGACUCUCAUCGUCCGGUCCUCAGAGGAGAAACGAGCGGAGGAAAAGGGAGGACGAAAGCAAGCGACGGUUUUGAAAAUGAGGUCUUGUUGGCGAUGCUCAGGCACCCGUCUCCUGUCGUUCACUUGCUGAACAUUUUUGGCAGCUGGUAGGGAAAGCAUUGGAGGUGCAAAUCUUCUGGAAAACAGCUGUAUAACCCUAACCAUAGGCUUGGACUACUG
Molecule: messenger RNA, 351 nt
Organism: Mycena citricolor
Lineage: Eukaryota; Fungi; Basidiomycota; Agaricomycetes; Agaricales; Mycenaceae
Source: the annotation of a GenBank genome assembly